AUGACGAGCACUUUUGUUUGUGAAGUUCAAUUCAGGGUCUUUUUCGAAGAGAUCGAUAGGAAAGUAAGUGAAGACGUUCUUGUCAAAAUUAGUUGUAGUAAACAUGGUUCAAUCAAUCGUUCAAAACCUUAUUCAAAUCGAUUGUAUCAUGAAACAGUUUUAGAAAUCUUUGUUUUGUCGAAAGAGGUGAAAAUAUUCGAGAAUUCUCAACAGAAAGUAUUGCGCAUGCGUAUUUAA
This is a messenger RNA of Adineta ricciae, 237 nucleotides long. The record is from the annotation of a GenBank genome assembly. NCBI's taxonomy places the organism in Eukaryota, Metazoa, Rotifera, Eurotatoria, Adinetida, Adinetidae.